Molecule: messenger RNA, 979 nt
Organism: Solanum stenotomum
Lineage: Eukaryota; Viridiplantae; Streptophyta; Magnoliopsida; Solanales; Solanaceae
Exons: 2
Coding region: 298-840 (180 amino acids)
Source: RefSeq, a predicted model, not a curated record
UCCUCCUCCUAGAUCUCUGUCUCCUCUUUCCCUUCCUCCAUUUCUGCACACAGUUUCUGCGUUUUUUUCUCCACCAUUUCAGUGGCUAACGAACUUGUGAACUUCAAAUCCUGAAUCCUUUUCUGAUUCGUUUAGUGAGACAUAAUGUCCGAGGGAGCUAUCCCAAAACUUGGCACCACCAUCCACAUCUUAAAAAAAAUUCAAAAUGUUUAUUAGUAUCGCAUUAACUUGAGGUUGUUGUAGGAACUUGUAAACUUCACAUCUUGAAUCCUCUUCUGGUUCGUUUAGUGAGACAUAAUGUGUGAGGGAGCUAUCCCAAAACUUGGCACCACCAUCCACAUCUCAGCUCUCGAUGGGAUCAUCAAUGUCAACUCGCUUUUCACACUAGCCGUGUUCAUCGGGCUAGCUUGGAACCCGCAUGACCAAGGUAACAGUCUCUCCCAAGACCCGAGUUGUAUCGCAGAGCCCAAGAUUGCGGAGGACCUUGUAGCCUUCCAUGUCUACUCAUUUAGUUGUUUCCUCUUUUCUAGCCUCAUUGCCUUGUGCCUUAAGCAGGCUAUUCGAUUGGCUAAGUCAGCACACUUCCCCACUGUCUUCACUCUUGACUUAGCCUCCAUCAACAAAACUGCCCUCCGGGUCGGGUACUUGGUCUCGGCUGCGGGGUCGGUUCUCGGGUCGGUGUUUUUGAUGCUUGGUUUGAUCAAUGUGGUUCAAAUCAAACUUGGAAUUUUGGGAUGUGGAAGUAUGCAUACUUAUGGAGCUAUUAUUCCACUUGUGAUUUUUGUGCCAUUAGGGCUCCUUAUUUAUGUUUGUACUGUUUUUUAUGCUUUCACUCGUUAAUUUGAUCAAUGUAUACUUAAUUAAUAACUUAAUACAUUAACAAAAAAAUUAACUAUAUUUGAUUAUUUUCUAUCAUCCCAAAAUGCAAACUUGGACAUUGUAUAAAUAUCUAAAUUUGAUAUUUUAAAAUGUUUUUUUU